AGAGAACGUUAUAUAACCAGAGAAGAUGGGGGGCACAACGGGAAGGAAGCAAAGAGCCAACGACGACAGGUAGGCAGGCAGGCACCUAGAGAGGAUCGGAGAACGCGCACAGGCGGCUGCCAUGGCACGGAGUACCCCCUUCGGUUUCGUCGUCGCCGCGGCGCUCGCCCUCGCCAUCGUGAUGCCGGCCGUCGCCGGGCAGGCCCCCGCGCAGGCGCCCUCCAGCGACGCAUCGUCCAUCGACCAAGGCGUCGCGUACCUUCUGAUGAUCCUGGCGCUGGUGCUCACCUACCUCAUCCACCCGUUGGAUGCCUCCUCCCCUUACAAGCUCUUCUGAGUCUCCCAGCAGAGGAUUCUUAUUCUUUUCUUCAUCUUUCCCCCCUCUUCUUUUGAUCGAUAGGCUAGUGGAUUCUUGGUGCUGUGACUGUGAGAUUGGAUUUGGAUUCAUUUGUUGCCUAGUGGACUAGUGUGCGUAUAUUUUUGUUUGCCCGUGUUGUUCCAAUGCUUCUCUGCUGGUCUUUUGGCAUUCAUUUGCCGUGAGGAAAUUAUUGCUUCAGUUUCCAUGUAUUUGCAUCAGAGAUCCCUUGUAUGUAAAAGGAGUAUGGUUGGGCCAUAGCAUGUUCAGCUCAUAAAUCGAGAGCGGCCCACCGUAUUUCUUUGUCGUUAGCUAGCUUUUUCUCGUGUUUGUUUUCUCCAGAAACGCAUCCAACACACACUUACACGGAAUUGGUGA
This is a messenger RNA of Brachypodium distachyon (stiff brome), 733 nucleotides long. RefSeq names its product arabinogalactan peptide 16. The transcript is spliced from 2 exons. NCBI's taxonomy places the organism in Eukaryota, Viridiplantae, Streptophyta, Magnoliopsida, Poales, Poaceae. Bases 122 to 337 code for a protein of 71 amino acids. The record is from RefSeq and is a predicted model, not a curated record.